AUGAAAAAUUUUAUAGUUAGAGAAUGGACAGAAAUUAUCUCAGACCCUGUUAGUUUUGGAGAUCAAGAACAAAAAGUUGCUCAACAUGUUGACCUCCCCGUAGUAAAAAAUGAAUUGUCAAUAACAUUAAGAAUAAGCCUUAAAAAACAUUCAUCCGACUGGGCCUCUAUUUUUCAUAAAGGUACCGAAAAUUUAAUCCGUACUCCAGGACUCUGGUUUACACCUCACAAAUCUGCAUUGCACGCUCGAUUCACGGGAAACUGGAAUGAAAAUGUUGGGAUUGGAGAACUUAAUGGACUUUUAUUACAACAAUGGUACCAUAUAACUUAUACACUUUCUGAUCCUAAAAAAAGGUUAGAUAUUUACAUAAAUGGUGAAUGGUCUGGAUACUUUAGCAUCCAAGACGUUAGAAAGCAAAACGUUAUUUUCAAUGACGGACCUAUGUAUAUUGGAAAGUCUCCCUUUUGGAAUGGAUUUAACGCUGAAAUUAGAGUGCGUAUUUUUCUCGUAUUUUUGGUCAUGGCUUUGGUGUUAAUUGCCCAAACCAAUGCUCGCAAGAAAUGCAAGUCCAAGAAGAAGCCAAGACCAAUUAGACCAAAUAAACCAUAUAAACCACAUAAACCAACUAAAUCAACUCCUACCGUUAUUGUGCCUCCACCAGUUGAGCCUGAGUCAAAUCCAACUACUGCUGCGUCAGCUACUACUCAAAGUUGUCGAAUGGAAUGUCCUGCGUGUGUCACUGCAACACCGUACCAUUGUAUGCUUGCUUGCCGACAGAUAUGUGAUUAA
This is a messenger RNA of Dentiscutata erythropus, 789 nucleotides long. The record is from the annotation of a GenBank genome assembly. NCBI's taxonomy places the organism in Eukaryota, Fungi, Glomeromycota, Glomeromycetes, Diversisporales, Gigasporaceae.